AUUUGUCUAUAUAUCUAACAAAAAAAAACUUUUAGUGUGUGUAAAAAACACACACAAAAGAAAAAAAUGGGAAGAGCUCCAUGUUGUGAUAAAGCAAAUGUAAAAAGAGGUCCAUGGUCUCCAGAAGAAGAUGCAAAACUUAAAGAUUUCAUUCAUAAAUUUGGUACUGCUGGUAAUUGGAUUGCACUUCCUCAAAAAGCAGGACUAAGGAGAUGUGGAAAAAGUUGUAGAUUGAGAUGGCUAAAUUAUUUAAGGCCUAAUAUAAAGCAUGGUGAUUUUUCUGAUGAUGAAGAUAGAGUUAUUUGCAACUUAUAUGCCAAUAUUGGAAGCAGGUGGUCAAUUAUAGCGGCGCAAUUACCUGGAAGAACAGACAAUGAUAUCAAGAAUUAUUGGAACACGAAGCUCAAGAAAAAGCUCAUGGGAUUAAUAAUACCUAAUAACAAUUCUUCUUCUUAUAAUAAUAAUAAUUACCAAAAAAAAUUACCAUAUUUUCCAUCAACUUCUCUUCAUCAAGCCCAACAAAAUCUUGGGCCUUUUAUUACAGGCCCAGAACAGCCCAUUAUUAUUCCAUCAGCCCAACAAAACAAUUUGUUCACCAAUAAUAACAACAACUUGAUGAUGAUAGCCAAUAAUUUGCAAAAUUAUCCAAAUUUUGGUGCUACAAAUUAUAAUUUGCAAAAUUAUCCAAAUUUUGGAGAAGUUGCAAGUUGUUCUUCAUCAGAUGGAAGCCAAAUGAGUUUUGGUACUAAUAAAGAUAUUAUUAAUAUUAAAAGAGAAGAAAUUAUGAGUUUUGGUCAUCAUGAUGGUGCUAUUUAUGAAGAAAUUAAUAACCAACAAUUUAAUUUUGGUUAUUUUGGAAAUACUAUGCAGGAGAUUGCUACAAGUUGUUGUACCAAUGGCAAUAGUGGUAGUACUACCAAUAGUAGUAAUAAUUUUUUGUUGUACAAUAAUGAUGAAAAUUGUAACAAGUCAAAUGAGAUAGGGAUGUUUUAUUACUAAAAAAAUGUAAGUACAAUUAUGGAAGAUUUGAUAGUUGUUGUGUUGGGGGUAUGGGGUUAUUGCCAAGUAGAUUUUGGACUUUUUUUUGGGGUUUUGUAUAGCUCUAUUUAUGUUGGAAUUAAUGGAAAAGAAGUUCUUGAUUUCAUUU
Messenger RNA from Solanum pennellii, 1147 nucleotides. Its product is annotated as transcription factor RAX2-like. The record is from RefSeq and is a predicted model, not a curated record. Lineage: Eukaryota; Viridiplantae; Streptophyta; Magnoliopsida; Solanales; Solanaceae. The transcript has 3 exons. The coding region runs from base 67 to 999 and encodes 310 amino acids.